AUAAAUGUGUUUUCUGUAAUGUCGGCUACAGAUUCGAUACGUUGUCGUGUCUCUAGGCACAGCCUAUUUAUUCGUUAUUGUUUUGUUUAUGUUUGGGAUUCUUUGGUUAUGUGGCUUAAAUUAAAUCCCAUUUCGUGUUUUUUUCUAUAUUGUGUGCUAAAAUAUGGAGCAACUACCUGAAAGUAUAAACUUUAAGACCCUAUUUAGUUAUGACACAGUUUAUAGUGCAGAUUCAGUAGAAUGGUGUCCUCACCAGCCUUACAAGAACUUUUUUGUUUGUGGAACCUACCAGCUUACAGAAAAACAAGAUGAACAAAGCAAUAGGCGCUUGGGUCGAAUCAUGUUAUUUUCCAUUGGAAAAAAUGAACUGAAACUACAUCACUCUUUGGAUACUGCUGCAGUCUUAGAUCAAAAGUGGUGUCCCAAUUUAAUAAAUGGACUCCCUAUAUUGGGAGUCGUGAACGCCGAAAGAUCUAUAGAAAUUUAUAAGUUUGAAAACAAACAUUUACAUCUUUAUGCUAGAUACAGUUUUGCAGAUAAUGGAAGUGAGACUUUAAUUCUAUCGUUGGACUGGUCUAGUGGCAAAUAUGAAUGUCAAGAACCCCAACUAGUUUGUAGUGAUUCUAAGGGCAAUGUACAUUUGCUGACCCUUACUUUAAGUGGUGAGUUAAAUUUAGUACGAUCAUUUCAUAGCCAUGAAUAUGAGGCCUGGAUAGUAGGAUUUUAUUAUUGGGAUAUAAAUGUUAUCUUUAGCGGCGGAGAUGAUUCUUUAUUAUUAAAACAUGACAUGAGGUGUGAAACUCCAGAUGUCAAAAUUCGGCAUCAUCAAGCAGGCGUCACAUCUUUCCAUUCUAAUAAAUCCAAGGAGUUUGUUGUAGCAUCCGGAAGUUAUGACGAGCACGUGCACAUCUGGGAUAUAAGAAACCUGAAGAAAGCCAUGUCUACAAUAAAAAUGCCCGGACCUCUGUGGAGACUUAAAUGGGAUCCAUUUUGUCAGCGUUUUCUGCUGGCAGCUUGUAUGCUAGGAGGCGUUCAUUAUGUUGAUGUGAACUCUAAUGGAAAAUUUGUAGGCAGUUAUUACGAGCACAAGAACAUUUCUUAUGGGGCUGACUGGUGCUUUUUAGAUUCAACGGAGGUAAAAGAAAUUGACUCCAGCGCAAAUGUUAUUAUUGGAAGUUGUUCAUUUUAUGACCAUUUGUUGUGUGUUUCUAAGACGAAAUGUGAAUUUUGAUUUUAAUUUGUUUGUCGGCUUAGUCAUAUAUUUAAUAAAAUAUGGAGAUGAGGCAAUAUUA
Messenger RNA from Anthonomus grandis grandis, 1292 nucleotides. RefSeq names its product diphthine methyltransferase. Bases 164 to 1231 code for a protein of 355 amino acids. The record is from RefSeq and is a predicted model, not a curated record. Gene Ontology annotation, molecular function: protein binding. The transcript has 3 exons. NCBI's taxonomy places the organism in Eukaryota, Metazoa, Arthropoda, Insecta, Coleoptera, Curculionidae.